Molecule: messenger RNA, 1164 nt
Organism: Megalobrama amblycephala (Wuchang bream)
Lineage: Eukaryota; Metazoa; Chordata; Actinopteri; Cypriniformes; Xenocyprididae
Product: PYD and CARD domain containing
Exons: 3
Coding region: 455-1036 (193 amino acids)
Biological process (GO): regulation of apoptotic process; innate immune response; inflammatory response
Source: RefSeq, a predicted model, not a curated record
UUAAUUAGAGCAAACUGAUGCAAGAGGAACCAGGGACAUCUGUGUGCAUAUGAUUUAAGUAAUUUUAUUGUUUCAUCUGAAUCCUCUUUCUACUUUUUGGAUCACAAAAAUACAAAAUGGGAAAAGAGAGCAGCUUCAGUUCAACAGCGAAUCUAGAUUCUUGUUCUGUCUAAUAACUAAAUAGAUUAGAAUUAAGCAUACUUUACAAAUGGGUCAUGCAUUAGAUAACAAACGUUUAGAUAAAACAUACCAAUAUAUAUACACUCUCUUGUAACCCAGUAUAUUUACAAGAAAGUGGUUUGGAAAUGAGUCAAUGUUUAGAGUUGGCUAUAGGUAAGACACACCGUCUCGGCUGAAAUGAUCACCACGUAGGAGGGCGCUUUUUUGCAGCGGUUCAUUCUCCGCCUAUACGUCAAAAGCCUCUUGAAGCAAGUGCAUGAAACUUUGAGGCACCAUGCCGAAAUCUAAGAAGGAACACCUGGAGAAUACUUUUGAGGAUCUGGGGGAGGGAAAUCUAAGAAAGUUUAAACUCAAAUUGCGCGAUCGGAAGGAAGAACCGCGCGUACGACAAGCUACAAUUGAAAAAGUUCAAGACCAUCUAGACCUCGCUGAUUUGAUGGUGAACACUUUCACAGAGCCAGGCGCUGUUCCUGUAACACUCGAAAUAUUAGAGGUUAUUGGCUGUAAUCAACUGGCAACGGAGCUCAGAGAGAACAUAGGAGACGGAGCUCCAGUUGUUCCUGGACCUGGCCCGGGGGCUCCAUCUGCUGAGCAAUUCAUCGAUACGAAUUGGACAGCACUGAUAGCAAGAGUUAACAAUGUGGACGCCAUCCUAGAUGAACUUCUUCAGAAGAAAGUCAUCUCAGUCGAGGAUUACAGUAACAUUCGUGCUGAGAAAACCAAACCAAAUAAGAUGAGAGAGUUAUUAACAGGCCCAAUUAACUCUGCUGGCGCUAGAGGGAAAGAUGCUUUAUAUCAAGCUCUCAAGAAGUCAGAGAUCUUUCUAAUUCAAGAGCUUGAGGCUCAGGGAAAGUGAAUCUGUCACAAAAUCAGGUCCAUCAUAUCUUUAUUGAGGAGUAAAACACUUGUCUAAUGUCUUGAAAAAAUUGUCUUUGCUCACUUAAAUCUUUUUAUCACCAGUCAAUAAACAACAAAGUCAAGAAA